AUGAAAAAAGCUCUUUCUCCUCUGGUAACUGUUCCAGCAUCUCCUGUUCUUAGCCCCUCUUCUGAUUCCCAGAGUGGAGUAGCACUAAAAGUGGCUGCAACUGUGCUUCAGCCCAUUUGUCUUGGAGAAAGCCCCGUUGUGCUUCCAAUACACUGGCAAGUUGCUGGUAGUACGCCACCUCAGAUAGGUACUAGCAACAGCAGCCCACCAUAUGUUAUCACCACACAAGGUCCUGUCCCAUUGCCUGUGCUUUUGGAACAACACGUUUUUCAGCAUUUGAACUCUCCUCUGGUAUUGCCACAAGGAUCAUCGUAUCCUGGUGCUACAAUUCAAAACCAUCUUUUUCCUGGAACUGCUGCCACAGUUGGUCAACCUCAAAUUCUUGAUGAAAAGACUUCUAACCCAGUGCAAGAAACAGUUCUGCCCCCUGUUUUUCAAAAUCCAGGCUUUUCAGCUGUGCUGCAAGAUUUCUUUCCCUCACCCAGCAAUCUAGGCACACCUUCUCCUUGUCAUAUAUCUUCAGAUUACGCCUCUACCAAUGUCCACACUGUUCCACCGCAAGCCUUUAGCUCACCUUUAUCACCACUAGUUCCUCUGCCAAUACCUUUACCAAUCCCAAUCCCUAUACCAGUGCCACAGACUGAAUGUACAGAUAAUGCGGACCAUCAAAAAACAACAGUAGAAAUCCCAAAGAGCUGCAAAAGCACACAGACCCCAAUGGAAAAAGAAGACAUUAAACCUUUUGAAUCGACAGGAAAGCCAGAACUUGCACAAUUUCAUCGGCACUCUGUCAUCAAAAUGAACAAUGAAAAUGAAGCCCUGGAUCUUUCAUUGAAAACUGAAACACUGGUCAAAGACAAUGAUAUGAUUAGUAUGACUAACCAAGUGAUAGAGGAAGAAGGUGUUUUAGACCUUUCCCUCCCAGUGUACAAAAGAUGUGGUAGUACAAGUGCUCAGAAUGGAAUAUCUGUGUCAUAUGGACAAAUCAGUGACUCUUCAAGCCCUUCCGCUGGUAAGAAUUUCCCUACCACUACAACACUGAAUCCAGCCCUUGUCCAUCAUGAGAUGACACACAAAGAUACCCGAGUCAUCUGCACUAAUUCUAAUGAACUUAUAAGACAGCAGAAAUGGUCUUCUGAACAAAACAACAGAAGUAGCUAUGAGCCCAAAUCCACCAACAACAUAGAGCUUGUGAGUAGCUCCCAAACAGCAAAAGUCAUUGUUUCUGUAAAAGAUGCUGUGCCUGCCAUAUUCUGUGGCAAAAUCAAAGGGCUUUCCGGUGUGUCUACAAAAAACUUUUCUUUUAAGAGAGAUUUACCACAAGGCUCUACUGUACAGGGCUACGAUGUGAAGACUCAGGCAGAAGUAAAGGAAAAUGCUGAUGCAUUAAGGAAACAAGUAAAGAACAGAAGUGUUAAAUUAAAGAAAGUGAAUUCACAAGAAAUACACAUACUCCCAAUCAAAAAGCAAAGACUAGCUGCUUUCUUCCCAAGGAAAUAG
Messenger RNA from Staurois parvus, 1500 nucleotides. Lineage: Eukaryota; Metazoa; Chordata; Amphibia; Anura; Ranidae. The record is from the annotation of a GenBank genome assembly.